Molecule: messenger RNA, 1022 nt
Organism: Saccostrea cuccullata (small rock oyster)
Lineage: Eukaryota; Metazoa; Mollusca; Bivalvia; Ostreida; Ostreidae
Product: cysteine dioxygenase type 1-like
Exons: 4
Coding region: 197-856 (219 amino acids)
Biological process (GO): L-cysteine catabolic process
Molecular function (GO): ferrous iron binding; cysteine dioxygenase activity
Source: RefSeq, a predicted model, not a curated record
GCAAGUAGGUCAAGGUCGUUGCUGACGUGAGGGAAGUGGAAAACUGAUCUAGAUUACUAAGGAAUUCUUGUUUCGCGAAGAAAGAAGUAGAAAACUCUAAAGAACAUCCAACAUUGUGAAAAAAAAGUUCAAGGAAUAAUAUUUUUCUGUAUUUCAACGAGAAAUCCAUUGACUGUUGUUGUAGAAAAUAUUUUUCAUGAUGGAAAUUUCCGAUAGCGGUGGAGAAGUUAGAAUGUAUGACGACCCUAAGAAAAUUGUCCCUCCUCAGAAUCUGGAUGAAUUAAUUAAAGAACUACAUAAAGUGUUUGCCAGUGACAAUGUUAAUGUGGAUUACGUGACUGAAUUGAUGGCAUCGUACAAGAGUAAUCCAAAAGACUGGAAGAAAUUUGCAAUUUUUGAUUUGCAUAGGUACACAAGGAAUUUGGUGGAUUCAGGAAAUGGAAAAUUUAACCUGAUGGUUCUCUGUUGGAACACUUCCCAGGGUUCCUCUAUCCACGAUCACGCCAACGCUCACUGUUUUAUGAAGGUAUUGGACGGGAAUGCUCAGGAGGAGCUAUUUGAUUGGCCGUCGGAGAGCGAGGAUAUGGUCAGCAUGUCAUCGAAAGGGAAAAAUCUGUAUAAAAGGGACGAGGUGGCAUACAUCAGUGAUGACAUAGGGCUCCAUCGCGUAGAAAACCCGAGCCACUCUGACACGGCGGUCACGCUUCACUUAUAUUCUCCACCCUUCAGCGAGUGUCAGAGUUUUGACGAGAGGACGGGGAACGCCAACAAAGUACAGGUCACCUUCUGGAGUCAGUACGGAAAAAGGACGCCAUGUGCUAAAUUACCAAGUUCCUGUGUGCCUGAGAACAAUUAAACCUCCUCGCAUUGAAGAACUCCAAAGGGGGAACAAUCCAUGUUCUGCUCCAAAAUAAUGUUGUGUGGUUUAUUUAGAGCCAUAUUGUUUUCCUUUGUAAAAGGAAUUGCGGUUUAAUUAGCCCAGAAAUUAUUGCAUUUAUUCAAGGUUUGAUAAAAUUGCAUAA